CAACACUACUAUAUAACAAAUAAUUUGAGAUAUGAUUAAAGUAGAGCCUAUGGAGGCUCAUAUUCAUCACAAGGACAUAGAUGUCACAAUGGAGGCAGGUGGUGGUUCAGCUAUUCCGCAGUCAUCUGGUGGGAGUCAUCCAUCCACAACCAUAACCAGAGAUGCACUAGAGGUACCUAAACUUUCUCUCCUGGAGCGCCGAGAUGUGAAGAGAGUUAAACCAAUCAGACCUAUUCCAACAUACAUACAAUCUGAUGCCGGCUUUGGAGACUUUGGAGUUGGGCUUUCGUCUCCUAUCAGUCCCACAUAUGCUCUACACAGCCCCCUCUCUAAAAUGGACGUGUCAACACCAGGAAUCUCUCCUCACGCUCCAGCCUCUGCUCCUGCCUUUCCCAUGACUGAACCGGUCUUUGCUUUUCCACCAAAUCAGAUGUUUAAGCUCCCUGCUGGUGUCUUGAGUCCAAUCCCUCUACAACCCCCUCCAAAACAAAAUAGGCAUUCCUUAUUUCCGACAACUCAGUCGUCCAGUAUUGACGCGGCGUUAUACCAGAACUUACUGGCUGGCCUACAAGCUGACAGCGUCAACGCACUCAGUCUCAGCCCUAGGUGCUUCCGCUCGCCGAAUCAGAAUAAAUCGUACGCUAUCUCAAACUUAUUGUCUAACGAGGAGAAGAACCCAUUUUCCAGCAGCAGUGCUACCACUUUUACAUUCCCUCCCCGUGCAGGCGUUGACUCGGAGAACAAGCGUAGGACCAUGUCGCUCUCCUCUGAAACUCUACUCACUGUCCCUGGUGGAAUUGUUAGCCCACCUAUUACUCCUAAAAAGACUGAUACUAGUUCAGCCGAAGAUUCCGAUUGUAACACGUGUCGACAAGUCCAGAAAACGAACGAUAGAACUCAGGGCACCAGAGCACUGUGUUCUACUUGUCAGCGAACGUUCUAUCUUCUCGGAAGAGCUCCAGCACUGGGCAGCGUGCCACGUGUGAUUGAACAGCGAACACAACAAGUGAAGAACAAACGAUCACACAGGUGUGACUACGAAGGCUGCACCAAAGUCUACACCAAAUCAUCACACUUGAAGGCACACAGACGCACACACACGGGAGAGAAACCCUACAUUUGCAAGUGGGAAGGCUGCACCUGGAAGUUUGCCAGAAGUGACGAACUAACCAGACAUACGCGCAAGCACACAGGACAAAAGCCCUUCAAGUGCAAUCACUGUGACAGGUGUUUCAGCCGGAGCGAUCAUCUGAGCCUCCAUGCUAAACGACAUUUGACUGCCGGUGUAGAGAAAAAACAAUCCCUCCAAGAGACCUCCCUCCCUUCCUUCAACUUCAAAUCCUCUCCUCAUCUACUCUACAUUAAUGUUCCUCCCAACUCGUCUUGAUCAAAUAGACCAUAGAUACAUCAUCACCGUUUCACCAUUAUUUUGUACAUGGUUGUGCUUGAAAGAAAAAAAAGGUCGAAGAUAGUUCGUCGAUGUAGGAAGAGUUAUAUGUUAAAAAGAACCACAUUGACCUGAAAGACGAAGUGCAGAUGAAUUAUGACCCGGAAGAAGAAAGUACAAACUACGGACCAUUUCAGAGCUGUGUAUGUCACCAGAUGCUUGGAUAAUUCAGCUAGAAAAUGUUGAAUAUUCCCCUUCUGCUAUGUGUGAUGCAAUAUAUUGACUCGAAAAUGUAUAUGGCAGCGUUCUCAACGCCAGAUGAAUGUUAAAGGGAUUGUUGUUAAUUCGUAAGAUAUGAAAUAUAUAAGCAGUAUUUAUUAUUUUGUAAGUCGGACUAAAAAACACUUAAAUAAUCACGAUGGGUUAGAUACCGUGUAGGUUUGUAUUCUUAUGGCCAGUGGUUACCAGUGGUUACCAGUGGUUAGCAGUGGUUAAUAAUCAUGUUGUUGUUAGGAGAUUAGGAUUCAUCAUAUUUUAAUUGAUUGAUGCGGAUAAAAUAAGCAGAUUGUACCAUGUGACCCGUUUUGAUAUGCGAUGACCAUAAAAUCCCGGCUUAUGGGAUCCUUUCAAUCACACAUGAAUAUGCUCACCUUCCUUUUGCCAUGUUGGCGGAUUUCAAGUUUUUUUAACACGGACUUAAAUUUCCUUGAUCCUGACGAUUUGGGUUUGAUGUGAUCUAUCCAGAUUUAUUGUGGUGAAAGGUAUGCUGACACUGUGCGGGGUUUAGCUGGAUUAAGCUAAUUGAUUAGGCUAAUUAAUUAAGCUUAUUAAAUUAAUUAAUGACCACGCUCACGACCUCCCGGUAGAUUCCACCCAAUCUUACAUUCUUAUCGAUGUUUGAUGUUUAUGACGAAAGUCGAAUCUGACUGGAUUCUUUUAAAAUGUAAAUAUUCGUUGUAGCUUAAACUUAAAAACUCUUAUAUUUUAACCGAAAAUUUGCAUUGUAAGCCAUUUGUUUUCUGUACCCGCUUUCGUUUUUGUCUGUUUGCCAGUGAUGCAGCCAGGAACUUAAUUAAAUUAAUAAGUUAGUCACUCGAUUAAUUUUAUGAGUUACGUGCUGCUUUUUGUUACUUUGAAGAUUUUAAUCUUAACAGAUUUUACAAUUGUCGGCUGGGGUUAAAAGCAAGAAGCAUGUUUUGUAAGUAGAAGCUGAAAGUCCACAUUUACAGAUUCUCAACUAGUAACUUCUUCUUGUGCGUUACGCUUGACAAUAACACUGUUUGUAUCGUAGACAGGGUAAAAUUAUAGAAUGUUAUUCUAAGUGGGAAAUGUAGAAUGUAGGUGCCAGUCUAGUGUAUUACCCUUGGUGAAAUAUUGCUUUACCAUUGGUGAAAUAAUGCUUUACCCUUGGUGAAAUAUGGAUUAAUUGACGCAGGCAAACAAGAUCCUUUCACUGAACUGUGCUUUUUAUUGAUAAAAGUUACUUUUUUAUUUUUGUAAAAUUUCUUUUCGAUAACUUUGAUUAUUAAUCAGCUUUGUGCUAGUGAAUUAGGCUCGGAGGAUGUAACAACUAAUUUUGACUAGCAGAAAAUUCCAAAAGUAAAAUAUUGGUUAAAACUUUCAUUAAAAUUGAGUGUUAAUCUAGUUCGUUUUACUAAAGGGAAAACAAUCUAAUGAUCAUCUAGUCGAAAAUAUUCGGUACAUCCUCCGGUUUGUUGUUCAGCUAAAGUUUUUUGUAAUUAUAACAGAGCUUUAAACGCCUGGUAAAAAUGUGCCUAUCCUGCCAUUGAAUGGCCAGCAUUCUCUGAGCAAAUAUUUGAGGUUGGAUUUUCUAAUGUCGGCAAAUGUGACAAAGAGGAUUGUUCAAGGCUAUGUGUUGCUGUGAAAAGCAUGCUUUUGUAUUAAGUGAAGAUAAUGUGUUUUGCUUUGUCCCCUAACAUCGUUGUUCAUAUAUAAUAGAAAUUUGGAAGAAAUUGAUUUGAUUAUAGCGAUGAAAAGAUUAUCUUAGGCUUUGAACUUUUUAAAUAUAAUAAUAAAAUAGCAUUCAC
Molecule: messenger RNA, 3435 nt
Organism: Bolinopsis microptera
Lineage: Eukaryota; Metazoa; Ctenophora; Tentaculata; Lobata; Bolinopsidae
Product: Krueppel-like factor 12
Exons: 12
Coding region: 32-1387 (451 amino acids)
Biological process (GO): regulation of transcription by RNA polymerase II
Molecular function (GO): RNA polymerase II cis-regulatory region sequence-specific DNA binding; DNA-binding transcription factor activity, RNA polymerase II-specific
Source: RefSeq, a predicted model, not a curated record